This is a messenger RNA of Cloeon dipterum, 1031 nucleotides long. RefSeq lists its product as uncharacterized. Bases 129 to 1016 code for a protein of 295 amino acids. Gene Ontology annotation, molecular function: cysteine-type endopeptidase activity. Gene Ontology annotation, biological process: proteolysis. Lineage: Eukaryota; Metazoa; Arthropoda; Insecta; Ephemeroptera; Baetidae. The record is from RefSeq and is a predicted model, not a curated record. The transcript has 6 exons.
GUUUAAAAACACGCGGGCAGUGUUUGAUUUUUUGGGCUGGAGCAAAGAAACAAACGUGAGAAAGAAUUCUUAAUUCAAUUUUAGAUUUUGUUUCUCACUGUCCGCGGGAUAGAAAAGAUAUAUUAAAUAUGGAUGAGACCCUUACGCCUGCAAAUCAAAUCGAAACAAUCGACGAAGUCGUAAGAAUUGGUGAGGCUCAGGGUCAACCGGAAGGCAAGGCGCGGCUUGGCUUUUUCCACACAAAUGCCAAACAAAAUGCAGAUAAUGUCUUUGUCCUGGUUGUCCACUACGACUUUGCAAAGGAAAAACAGUGGAUUCGAGCGGGUGAUGCAGAGGACGUGGAAAAACUGAGGAAAACCUUCAAAGAGAACAGAAAUUGCAAUUUCCGAAGCAUUUUGUCGCCGAGAAAAGAAAUAUUGCUCCAACUUCUCUCCGACGAGGAAAAGCUGUUGCAAUUCUUUAGCUCAAAAGACGUACCGUCGGUUUUUGUGCUCUUUUUUCUCUCUCACGGAGACAGAGAUGGAAAAAUUUGGACGGACCACAGGAGUGAAAAUAAUCAGCUUGGUUUUAUUCACUUCAACACAGAGGACGUUUUUAGAUCUUUAAAGAACCUGACCAAAUUUGAGAAGUGCCUUAAAUUUACGGUCUUUGGCCCGUGUCGAGGGAAACUGGAAGAUGAAAUUUUCAGUCCUAGCAAAGACAUUUCCAACUACGACAACCGGAAUUCUUGCAGGAUCACGUCCUCCCCAGCCAUGAACAAUUUAUUCAUUUUCUACUCAACUGUUGAAACAACAAUGGCUGUUCGAAGUGAAAAAGGAUCGUGGAUAACUAAUUCAUUUUGCAACGUCCUAAACUCUAUUGGCGAUGACAAACCCCUGCUGGUUGUUCUUUCGAUGAUGCAGUUUCAAAUUCACAAAGUGUCGCAAGGCUGCAACCUUGUGACGCAAAAGUACCAAGGCCAGACCCCUGAAAUAAAAAUGUUCGCGCAAAACCAGACCUUCACCGUCGCAAAGUGAGUGUUAAUUUGUUGA